GAGGACGUGUCCGCGAAGAUGGCGGGUCGGAGUAUGCAAGCUGCGAGAUGUCCUACAGAUGAAUUAUCUUUAACCAACUGUGCAGUUGUGAAUGAAAAAGAUUUCCAGUCUGGCCAGCAUGUGAUUGUGAGGACCUCUCCCAGCCACAGGUACACAUUUACACUGAGGACCCAUCCAUCAGUGGUUCCAGGGAGCAUUGCAUUCAGCUUACCUCAGCGAAAAUGGGCUGGACUUUCUAUUGGGCAAGAAAUAGAAGUGUCCUUAUAUACGUUUGACAAGACCAAACAAUGUGUUGGCACAAUGAUCAUCGAGAUUGAUUUCCUGCAGAAAAAAAGCAUCGACUCCAAUCCUUAGGAUACCGACAAGAUGGCAGGAGAAUUUAUUCAACAGUUCAACAACCAGGCAUUCUCAGUGGGACAACAGCUUGUAUUUAGCUUCAAUGAAAAGCUUUUUAGCUUAGUAGUAAAGGAUAUUGAAGCCAUGGAUCCCAGCAUCCUGAAGGGAGAGCAGGGGACAGGUAAAAGACGAAAGAUUGAACUAGGACUGGUUCUUGGAAAUAGUCAAGUUGCAUUUGAAAAAGCAGAAAAUUCAUCACUCAGUCUUACUGGCAAAGCUAAAACCAAGGAAAAUCGCCAGUGUAUCAUCAAUCCUGACUGGAACUUUGAAAAAAUGGGAAUAGGAGGUCUGGACAAAGAAUUUUCAGAUAUUUUUCGACGAGCAUUUGCUUCCUGAGUGUUUCCUCCGGAGAUUGUGGAACAGAUAGGUUGCAAACAUGUUAAAGGCAUCCUGUUAUAUGGGCCCCCAGGUUGUGGUAAGACUCUCUUGGCUCGACAGAUUGGCAAGAUGUUGAAUGCAAGAGAACCCAAAGUGGGCAAUGGGCCAGAAAUUCUUAACAAAUAUGUGGGAGAAUCAGAAGCUAAUAUUCGUAAACUCUUUGCUGAUGCUGAAGAGGAGCAAAGAAGGCUUGGUGCUAAUAGUGGUUUGCACAUCAUCAUCUUUGAUGAAAUUGAUGCCAUCUGCAAGCAGAGAGGGAGCAUGGCUGGUAGCACGGGAGUCCAUGACACUGUCGUCAACCAAGUGCUGUCCAAAGUUGACGGGGUAGAACAGCUGAACAACAUCUUAGUCAUUGGAAUGACCAACAGACCAGAUCUGAUAGAUGAAGCUCUCCUUCGAUCUGGAAGACUGGAAGUUAAAAUGGAAAUAGGCUUACCAGAUGAAAAAGGUCGACUACAAAUCCUUCACAUCCACACAGCAAGGAUGAGAGGGCAUCAGUUACUCUCUGCAGACGUAGAUAUUAAAGAACUGGCCACAGAGACCAAGAAUUUCAGCGGUGCUGAAUUGGAGGGUCUGGUGCAAGUGGCACAAUCCACUGCUAUGAACAGACACGUAAAGGCCACUACUAAAGUUGAAGUGGACAUGGAAAAAGCAGAGAGCCUGCAGGUGACAAGGGGAGAUUUCCUCGCUUCUUUGGAGAAUGAUAUCAAACCAGCAUUUGGCACAAACCAAGAGGAUUGUGCAAGUUACAUUAUGAAUUGUAUUAUCAAAUGGGGUGACCCAGUUACUCGAGUUCUAGAAGAUGGAGAGCUGCUGGUCCAGCAGACGAAAAACAGUGACCGCACACCACUGGUUAGCGUCCUGUUGGAAGGCCCUCCUCACAGUGGGAAGACUGCGUUAGCUGCGAAGAUUGCAGAGGAAUCCAACUUCCCCUUCAUCAAGAUCUGUUCUCCUGAUAAGAUGAUUGGCUUUUCUGAGACAGCCAAGUGUCAGGCCAUGAAGAAGAUCUUCGAUGAUGCAUACAAAUCCCAGCUCAGUUGUGUAGUCGUGGAUGAUAUUGAGAGACUGCUUGAUUAUGUCCCUAUUGGCCCUCGAUUUUCUAAUCUGGUAUUACAGGCUCUUCUUGUGUUACUGAAAAAGGCUCCUCCUCAGGGCCGCAAGCUUCUUAUUAUUGGGACCACUAGCCGCAAAGAUGUCCUUCAGCAGAUGGAACUGCUCACCGCUUUCAGCACCACCAUCCACGUGCCCAACAUUGCCACAGGAGAGCAGCUGUUGGGAGCUUUGGAGCUUUUGGGCAACUUCAAUGAUAAAGAACGUACCGUAAUUGCACAGCAAGUAAACGAUAAGAAGGUCUUGAUAGGAAUCAAGAAGCUGCUAAUGUUGAUCGAGAUGUCCCUACAGAUGGAUCCUGAAUACCGUGUGAGAAAAUUCUUGGCUCUCUUAAGAGAAGAAGGAGCUCGCUCCCUUGACUUUGAAAAUGGACUAUUUGCAAACACAUAGUGACCAAGGUAAAGAUGGCCGGGGAUCGUCACUGGAUUUACUCAAGACCCUAAAUGAAGUGACUUGUUCCCUGCCUUCAACACGUGCUCACUCUGCAUGAUCAGUGCAAUAAAAGUCCCCUCCUUGU
This is a messenger RNA of Myotis daubentonii (Daubenton's bat), 2401 nucleotides long. Its product is annotated as vesicle-fusing ATPase-like. The record is from RefSeq and is a predicted model, not a curated record. Lineage: Eukaryota; Metazoa; Chordata; Mammalia; Chiroptera; Vespertilionidae.